UCAGUUAUCCCGUUUGAAAAGCCUCCCGUUGAAGUUGGUAGGCUAGUCAUUGGGCUGUUUCUUGUGUUCCCAGUGAGAGUGUGACCCGCCCUCUGCACCUGGAACGGGAAAACCACUCAUGAAAACCCAAUUAAUCUCCACUGUGGCCUUGGGGGAAUAGAAAUAUGUUUAAGAAUAUUAACUUUGACGCCUCCUUCACUUCUCUCCCUUUCCUCUCGUUCUCAUAAGUAAGACUGACUGACUGUGUGACUUGAGCGAGGAAGUAAUUGUUCGUUUCACCAAGGACGAAGAAGGAGAAGAACUCGGGUGAUAAAGAAGGGAAAUAUAAGAGAAAGGAAAGCCAGGGAGAGAAGAAACGAAGGAAUAAAGGAGAAAGAAGGGAAUAUAAGAGAAAGGAAAGCCAGGGAGAGAAGAAACGAAGGAAUAAAGGAGAAAGAAGGGAAUAUAAGAGAAAGGAAAGCCAGGGAGAGAAGAAACGAAGGAAUAAAGGAGAAAGAAGGGAAUAUAAGAGAAAGGAAAGCCAGGGAGAAAAGAAACGAAGGAAUAAAGGAGAAAGAAGGGAAUAUAAGAGAGAGGAAAGUCAGGGAGAGAAGAAACGAAGGAAUAAAGGAGAAAGAAGGGAAUAUAAGAGAGAGGAAAGCCAGGGAGAGAAGAAACGAAGGAAUAAAGAAGAAAGAAGGACAUAAUCAACUCUCUCCUCCUCUCUCCCUCUCUCCUCUCCCUCCUUCUCUCUCCCUCAAGGAUAAGAGAAGUGAGAGAGAGUUACAAGGAUCUCAGUGCUGGGAAAUUUGAGAAAGAGAGAGAUAGAGAGGAGUUUCAAGAAGAGAUAGAACAAGAAACAGAGAAAGAGGAAUAAAGAGGAGGAAGAGAAAUUUCAAGAGGACAUUUAACAAGAAACGAAGAGGGAAAGAGAAAAAUGAGGAAGGAGAGUUAGUAGAUAAACGGAGAAUUACAGAGAGAGAGAGAGAGAGAGAGAGAGAGAGAGAGAGAGAGAGAGAGAGAGAGAGAGAGAGAGAGAGAGAGAGAGAGAGAGGAGUAACAAAAAGACAUAGAAAAAGACAAGAGGCACAAGAGUAAGCAAGAGGAGUAAGAGUAUUUUCAAGAGGACAUAAAAACAAAAAUAACGGAGACAAAAAAGAAGAGAGGGAAGGAGAAGAGGAAGAGGAAUAACAAGAACACAAAUUAACAAGAAUCGAAAAGGAUAAAGAGGAAGAAAGAGGAAGAGAGAGCGGAAUUUCAAGAGGACAUAAACCAAGGAACGAAGAAGAAAAUAAGGAAAAAGAGAGAAAAGUGAAGAGGAGAAAAAGGAAUAACAAGGAAACAGAACAAGAAACGAAGAGGCAGAAAGAGGAAGAAAAAGAAGAGGAAGAGGAGUUGCAAGAGGACAGAAAACAAAAAAAUAAAGAGGAAAAUAAGAAAGAGGGGAAUAGCAAAAGAGGAAGAAGAAGGAUUAACAAAAACACAUCAACAAGAAUCAAAGAAGAGGAAGAGGAAGACAGAGGAAGAGGAAGAGUUUUAAGAGGACGUAGACCAAAAAAAAAAAAGAAGAAAAAGGUGAAAAGGAAAAAGAGCGAUAACAAGAGGACGUCGAAAUAACAAACGAAGAAGAGGAAGAGGAAGAAAGAAAGAGAAAGAGUAAGAGGAGUUUCAAGAGGCAUGGCGCACCUCUUUCCUCUUGGCUGGCUUCUGCUCCUCUUGAUCGUCGCCUCGGAGUCCCAAACGGCUGCCAUCGCUGUUAAACCAGGCACCGGGAAUCUCAGCAUUCUUGAAGGCCUUGACAUCGCCCUCAGUCGCCUUGCCAGCUCCUUAGACAGACUCAGAGCCUUCUUAGCCACUCUCUCCUCCUCCUCCUCCUCCUCCUCCUCUUCCACUACCUCCUCUUCUUCGUCCUCUCCAUCCUCCUUUCCUUCUUCUUCCUCCUCCACGUCUUCUUCUUCCCCAUCCUCCUUUCUCUCUUCCUCUACUUUAUCUUCAUCUUCUCCUUCCUCAGUUUCUUCCUCCUCUUCUUCGUCCUCUCCUUCACCCUUUCCCUCCUUCUCUUCUUCAUCUAUUUCCUCCACCUCCUCCUCCUCCUCCUCCUCCUCGCCAGCCUCGUUUUCUUCUUCACCUUUUACCACUUUAUCCUCCUCCUCCUCCUCCUCCUCCUCCUCCUCUUCCUCCUCCUCUCCUUCCUCUUCUUCCUUUUCCUCCUCUUCUCCUCAAUCCAGUUCCUCCACAUCUUCCUCUCCUUCCACUUCUUCCAUCUUACCGUUGUCAUCCUCCUCCACUUCUUUCUUUCCAUCCACUUUUUCUUCUUCUUCCUCUUCUUCUCUUCCUUCUUCUACCUCCUCUUCCUCCUCAUCCCCAUUCACUUCCUCCUCUUCUUCCACCUUUCCCUCCUCCUUUUCCACUUCCUCUCCCUCUUCUUCCUCUUCCCCUUCCUUUUCAUCCCCAUCCACCUCCUUCUCUUCCACUUCAUCCUCCUCCUCUUCCAUCUUUCCCUCCUCCUUUUCCACUUCCUCUCCCUCUUCUUCCUCUUCCUCUUCUACAGAUGGAUUCAUAUAUUCCACAAAUGCGUCCACCACUAACUCCACCACCUCUUCCUCUUCUUCUUCCUCUUCCUAUUCCUCAGCUCCUUUUCCCUUAACUUCCAUUCCCGCGGUUACUACUAAUACCACGACGCACAUUCCAUCUACAACUAAGUCUACUGCUUCAUCUACUACUACUACUACUACUACUACUACUGCGCCUUCUGUGACUGUUUCUUCCUCUACUAUUCCUGCCUCAACAACAAGAGCUACUACUACUACUACUACUACGUCACCAACUACUACUCAUACUACUACUGCUGCUACUUCUCCUACUAUUUCUGCUAUCACUACUACACCUACUUCAAUAACAACUACUACUACUGAUGCUACUACUAUUACUACUACUACUCCUACUGAGACUUCAACUACUACUACUACUACUACUACCACGCCAGAUACUACUACCACUACUACUACUACUGCUGCUGCUAUAACUACUGUUCCUACUACAACCACUGCUACACCAGGUACUACUACUACUACAACUACUACUACUAUCCCGGUAACUCCUGCUUCUACUUCUACUACUGCUACGACUACUAACACUAUUCCGCUAACUACCCCUCCUCCUCCUCCUACUACUACUACUACUGCUACAACUGCUACUAUCUCUACUACUGAUAUGCCUACUACUACGACUACAGCUGAUACUACUACUACUACUAUUCCCACUACUACUACUACCACUACAUCUACUACUUUGCCUUCCACUACCUUUUCCACCACCACCACCACUAUACCACUAACUACAUCCACUACUCUUGCUACGACUACACAGCCAACUACUACUACUACUACUACUACUACUACUACUACUACUCCUACUACUGCUGCUACUACUACCCCCUCCAGUUUACCUACUACUACUACUACCACUAUUCUUUCUACGACUAUUCUACCUACUACUACCACUACUCCUACUACUACUCCUGCUACUACUACUACUCCUACUACUACUACUACUGCUACUACUGCAUCUACCAACACCAUCCUCAUCAAUUCUUCACUAUCAUCAGUAUUAUUACCUCUUUCUGCUACUACUACUACUUAUAAUACUACACCAUCAUCAUCACCAUCAUCAUCAUCAUCAUCAUCAUUAUUACCUGUUUCUUCUACUACGGUCACUAUCACUACUACCACACCAUCACCAUCAUCAUCAUCACCAGUCAACACCACAAUGAACACCACGUCUACUACCACAACACCAUUUUCCUCCACCACCACAAUCACCACCUCACCACUAGACGCCACUUAUGAGUCACUUACAUCUACUUACACCACUACCAACACCAGCACUGCCCCCUCUCUCGUCAUCACUACCACUGACACAUCACUUACGAAUACUACAGCUACUACUAACACCACCACUACUAACACCAUUGCUACUACUACUACUGCUACUACUACUACUUUCAAUACCACAAACCUCACCACAGACACCACAUCAGCUACCACUAGAGUCAUCACCAAUUUUCCAUCACCAUUCAUCACCAGUUACAAUGCGUCGGUCACCACCAACACCACCACCACCAGCAACAACACCAACAACACCCCCACCACCACCAGCACUACCACUACCACCACCACUACCAACAACAACACCACCACCAACAGCACCAGCACCAACAACAACACCACCAACAACACCACCACCACCAAUACCACCACCACCACCACCACCACCACUACCAACAACAACAAUACCACCACCAACAGCACCAGCACCAACAACAACACCACCAACAACACCACCAAUACCACCACCACCACCACUGCCAACAACAACAAUACCACCACCAACAGCACCAGCACCAACAACAACACCACCACCACCAAUACCACCACCACCACCAACAACAACAACAACAACAACAAUGCCACCACCAUCAACAACAACGCCAACAACAACACCACCACCACCAAUACCACCACCACCACCACCACCAUUACCAACAACAACAAUACCACCACCAACAACACCAGCACCACCAACAUCACCACGUCGACAACCACACCAGUAACCACCAUCAUUGCCCCUACUACUUCAGCUACCACUACUACCACCACUACUACUACUGCUGCUACUACCACCAUCCCUACCACUACUACCUCUGCAACCACUCCAACAACCACCACUACCAUUUCUCCCCCUACUACUUCAACCACUAUAACUACUCCUUCUACUACUACUACUUCAACAACCACUACUGCAACUACUACAACUCCCCCUACUACCACAACCUCUGCAACCACUCCAACAACCACCACUACCACUACUACACCUACUACUUCAACCACUACUAAUACUACCCCCACUACAGCUGUCCCUACUACCACUACCUCUGCAAUCACUCCUACAAUAACCACUACUACUCCUACUACCUCUACUACUACUACCCCUACUACUACUACUACUUCAACAACUUUCCCUACUACCGCCACUAUUACUUCUACCACCACUACCACAACCCAACGGAGCAAGAACGUCGCUGCCAACAGUGGACAUACAGGCGAAGAGGGAAAGACAUUCGGUGGAGGACACGAAGAAGGACGCUCUGGUGGGUUCGGCGACCGGACGGCGAGGUUCGGCGACCACACCUUCAGAAGACGCAGACAGGCGGAGAACGAGAACGGAGACCACGAAAGAAGAAGAAGAAGUGAAGAAAGUGCCAAUGGACAAGCUCAGAGCGAUAACGAGAACGUGGAAAGGAUUAAGAACGAACGAGAUGGGGAAUUGAAGAACGGCACUGCAUGGUGGAUGAGACUCAACUCUUCUUUGUCAUCCAUACGUCUGAUCAUGCUUGAGGUGGAUGUAUCAGCCGUAAAACCCAUCCAAGUCAACCAGCUGAUGAAGGCUGCCGACACGAUAGACUCCUUGGUGGAUGAGGGCUCUGCUGUGCUUCAAGGGGAGGGUCUGAACCCACAAGAGCUGCGUGAGGCGAGGGAAAGAGUGUUGGAUCUGACUCAAGUGGUUUCGAAUGCUACUCUUCUUGUGCAAGCCGCCAUCAUGAAUGCUAAGUCUUGGCAGGUCGGGGUGCUGGCAGGGGUGUGUGGGGUGCUGGGGGCCUGCGUGGUGGUGGUGGUGGUGGCCCUUGCCCUUCGAAGACCCUGCAGGACUCGUCGAGGUACCCUGCACAUCACCCCUCUGUCAGGAAGGUGUCUGAGACGGUCGAAGGAACCCACCCACGUAUACUUGGACAACGAAUCAACGGUCAGCACCAAAUCCUUCGUAAGACACGCCUGGCUAACGCUGAGAAGAGGUCACCAUAUGAACUCAGUUUCCAGCCCACUCAACAGCUCACUCAACAACCCACUCGGCAACCCACUCCACCAGCACCCAAGACGCCCAAUGAUCCCUCUCACCUGCUUCAGUCCCCCCUCUCUCAGCAGCAUCCCUCUCGCCCUCUCUCCCCUGCACUCCGAGGAUGAUGGCAAGGAGUGAGUGGGAGAUGAUAGAGAUGGGAUGCUGCGAUGAUGAUGUUGAUGAUGUUGUUUUGAUUGUUAGUCGUUUUUUUUUGGCUUUUUUUAUUUGGUUAGUGUUUUUUUUUUUAUGAGUUUGUUUGCCUUCAUUUUUUUUUUGUUUUUGUUUUUUAUUAGUAAAAGAUAAAAUAUUUUCUUAUUUUAGCGUGUUAUUUUUUUGUGUAGUGAAAUUGUUAUAAUAUGUUUAUCUUUAGUUGUUGUUGAUGUUAUUAUUAUUAUUAUUAUUAUUAUUAUUAUUAUUAGUAGUAGUAGUAGUAGUAGUAGUAGUAGUAGUAGUAGGAGUAGUAAUAGUAGCAGUAGUAGUAGUAGUAGUAGGAGUGGAGAUGGUGUUAGUAGUAGUAGAAACAAUAGCAGUAGUAUUAGCAGCGAAAUGGCAGAAGAAGAAGAAGAAGAAGAAGAAGAAGAAGAAGAAGAAGAAAAAGAAGAAGAAGCAGAAGAUGAAAAAGAAGAAGAUGAAGAAGAAGAAGAAGAAGAAGAAGAAGAAGAAGACGAAGAUAAAGUCGAUGGCUUAGAAAGAAUGAAUUUAAGAGGCCUAUUUUUUUUUUUUUGAGAGAGAGAGAGAGAGAGAGAGAGAGAGAGAGAGAGAGAGAGAGAGAGAGAGAGAGAGAGAGAGAGAGAGAGAGAGAGAGAGAGAGAGA
Molecule: messenger RNA, 6688 nt
Organism: Eriocheir sinensis (Chinese mitten crab)
Lineage: Eukaryota; Metazoa; Arthropoda; Malacostraca; Decapoda; Varunidae
Product: mucin-2-like
Exons: 4
Coding region: 1657-6012 (1451 amino acids)
Source: RefSeq, a predicted model, not a curated record